Molecule: messenger RNA, 1038 nt
Organism: Candidozyma duobushaemuli
Lineage: Eukaryota; Fungi; Ascomycota; Pichiomycetes; Serinales; Metschnikowiaceae
Gene: SHE9
Product: She9p
Exons: 1
Coding region: 1-1038 (345 amino acids)
Biological process (GO): inner mitochondrial membrane organization
Cellular component (GO): mitochondrial inner membrane
Source: RefSeq, a predicted model, not a curated record
AUGGGGGUUGCCCAAAAACUUGAAGAAGCCAAAAGACAGACAGAACAGAAGCCUCAGAUACCAAAGGUUGAAGAGACAAAAAAAGCUGAUACGGUAGUGGCCAGUGAUCCAAAGCCCCAGCCAGCUUUCUCCAUCAACAUCAAGAACCUUCCAUCUCAGAAGGAGAAGCUCCGGAGCGAAUUUUCCAAAAAACUAGAGAUACACAUGGAAAACCUCCAGGAGACCAUUUUUAGAGCCACCCGGGCACUUAACGAUGUGACAGGUUACCUGGGCAUAGAAAAGUUGAAAAAGUCCGUCGACCAAUUAGAGAGUGAGCUCAAGAACCAGAAACAGGCUGUGAAGAAGUGCAAGGUGAAGUACCUGGAGGCGAUCCAGAAACGGUCUGACUCACAGAAAGAGAUCAAUGAGCUCUUGACAAGAAAGCAUAACUGGAGCCCCGUUGAUGUGGAACGUUUUACAGAGCUUUACCGUAAUGAUCACACAAACCAACAAGAGGAGGCUCUGGCCGAGCAGCAAUUGGCUGACGCCGAACUGGCGGUUGACUCUGUUCAAAACAGAUUGACUCAGCUGAUUUUGACCAGGUACCAUGAGGAGCAAAUUUGGAGUGACAAGAUCAGACAGGCGCUGACGUGGGGAACUUGGAUUAUCAUGGGGAUUAACGUGCUUUUGUUUACAGUGGCUACGUUUCUUGUGGAGCCAUGGAAGCGGCGUCGUCUUGUCAAUGCUUUUGAUGCUCAGGUGCAGCAGAAGAUGGACGCUUUUUCCAACGAAAUGAGGGCUUUGGCUGGUGCUCCUCCCAAGCCUGAAAUGGCACCAAAAGAGGAACCAACGGGGUCUUCAGAAGCACACGUCAUCAGCUUUUCAGGGGUCUCCACUUGGGCACAAUUGAAGGCAUGGCUCAUCAGAAACUACAACGCUCUCAAGACAAGCCCUGCUUUCUCCCUCGACCACCAGAAUUUCACCAUCUACUCAGCCAUAGUGCUUGGUCUCGGGACCGUUGUUGGCAGCACCAUCACUCUCCUUGCCUACAGCAAAUAA